This is a messenger RNA of Aspergillus glaucus CBS 516.65, 1179 nucleotides long. RefSeq lists its product as uncharacterized. Lineage: Eukaryota; Fungi; Ascomycota; Eurotiomycetes; Eurotiales; Aspergillaceae. The transcript is spliced from 5 exons. The coding region runs from base 1 to 1179 and encodes 392 amino acids. The record is from RefSeq and is a predicted model, not a curated record.
AUGUCGCUCCAGAGCAACGUAUUGCCCAAUCCGAACCAUCUGUGCCAGAGCAAUACACCGCUGGAGAACCUUCCAGCUGAGAUCCGGCGUCACCUCCUUUCUACACUGGAUUAUGAAGGACUAAAGGCCCUAGUCCACGCGUCUUCCAUCUAUCACCAGCAGUAUCUGCUAAAUCGUCACCAUCUACUCUGUAAAUGCUUAGAGACAACUUUGGGUAGCAAUACCACCGGCGCUUGUGCUGUUUAUCAGUCUGGAUUGGUCGAAUUUUCAAAAACGCGCACUGAGGAGAUAAUCACUCAGUUUCUUGAAUCCUAUGGGAAUAGCCGCUUUUUGUCCCAGUAUUCAUUUCUGAAGACGCUUAUCUUGGACCAAGUCAUCUCGAUAGUGGCCUUUCAUCUCUCAAUUAUCAAGCCUCUUGCCCGGUACUAUGCUGGUUGGACAGUGGUCAAUCUUGCUAAAGAUACCAAGGACACACAAGACUACUUAUCUCUGAGCAGCACAGAAGAAACACGGUUGACGCGUGCUCUGUAUCGCUUCCAACUCUACUGUAACCUCUUUGGGGUCAGUUGUUACAGAUCUCGCCGUCAAUGGAUGUUGGAAUUUGAGAGUGAGGUUGAGGAGAUUGCCUGCAUUUACACUUUUGCAAAGACAACAUUCAACCAAGUUUUUGAUGACAUCCGCUGGGAUGUCCACCAAGAUAAUCCGAGGUUUGAUGGACAACACCGGCCGCCCACCCCGCAAGGGGCAUUUAAUUUUGAUAGUGGAUACACCAGGGAUCUCCUUCUGGAGAGAAACCUCUCCCGUGGCCUCGAGCUGCUGCAUGAUGUUCUUUUUAAGAUCAAGGACCAUGCACAACUGGAUAUCCUGGAUAAUACACCACAGUCCAGGCGGCGCCGACUACACCCCACGGAUCAAGACUUGAAGCAAAAACGACGUGACCCAUUACCUUUCCAGGGUGGUAAUGAAGAAUUUCCACCACUGGCCCGGACUCUAAUAUGGCAGGGGACCUACAGCAACCUGUUUGGAUGGUACAUUAAGGAUGAUGUCCGCAGCUGGGGAUACAUUAUGUGGGGUGCAGCACGACUUGAGCGCACAGGCGUGAAGGAGGUCUUGCAUCGACAGUGGAAAGCGUGUUGGAAAGACGUUGACCCAAGGAAUAGGCUGCGGUACGCCAAUUAG